UCUAAUGAGCUCUUCCUCCUGCAGCCUGGGAGUGUUUCAUGGUUUGAGCCGCCGCUCCACCGAGCUGACAGGAAAACCGGAGAGGAGGGGCCCUGCAGACAAACCGACGGCGAGAAGGAGGCUAAGUGAUAAGAAACCCACCGUCCAGAAGGCUGAGAGGAGGAGAAGCUUUAAACCAGAAUCUCCGAACUCCUCCUUUAACUCCACCAUCCAGCCUCCAUCUCCUCUAACCGGACCGGUGACCCGUUAACGGCUGCGGGUCGCCACAUCUCCGGACCUCCUCUCUCUUCCGUCACGUUACCGGGAGCAUCAUGUGAUCGAUCGCUGCUUCCUGGACCCGCCGCUGGAGGGAAGGUUCACCCGGAGCUCCGUCCCGGUGCUCAGAUCCGGAGGAGGAGGAGGAGGAGAAGGAGGAAGGGCAGAGGAACGGAAGAGCGGAUUCAGGAGCUCCGGGAGUCCCGUCGCGAUGCGUGGAUGCUGCUCGGAGACGCUCCGCCGGUCUCCGGAGCGCACGAGGCGGUUCCAGCGCACCGACGGUCCGCAGCACCGGGAGGCUCGCGGCCGCUGAUUCGCAGCUCCGGGAGCGCGGCUCGGUUCGAUCCGGGAGGCUGCGGCGCGUCCCUGCGGAUCCACCGGGAGGCAUCUAUGCAAUUUCAUCCCGACUUUUCUUUCUACGAUGAGCACAGAGGAGGGAGAGGAGGAGAGGGGAGGCGCCGCCGUCCCCCACCGACACACCUGGGAGGAGAAGGAGGGAGAGGACGGAGAACCGCACGGCGCCCAAGGACGUCCGCGCUCCGGCGACGAGGACGAGGCGCCGCGGGGAGAGCGGGAGGACUGCGGGGAGGCGUGUGGGGGCCCCGGGGGCAGCGGGGGGGAUUUCUCCGGGGAGGACGGAUCCUGCAAGCCGCAGACGAUGAAUUCAAACUGCAGCAGCGAGACGUGCAUCCCCACGCCGAGCUGCAGGAUCUGCUUCCAGGGCGCAGAGCAGGGCGACCUGUUGAACCCGUGCCGGUGUGACGGCUCGGUCCGCUACACCCACCAGCACUGCCUGCUGAAGUGGAUCAGCGAACGAGGCUGCUGGACCUGCGAGCUCUGCUGCUAUCGCUUCCACGUCAUCGCCAUCAACAUGAAGAGGCCGUGGCAGUGGCAGUCCAUCACCAUCACGCUGGUGGAGAAGGUGCAGAUCAUCGCUGUGUUCCUGGGCUCCCUGUUCCUGGUGGCCAGCAUCUCCUGGCUCCUGUGGUCGGCUCUCAGUCCUCAGGCCAUCUGGCAGCGCCGAGACGUCCUCUUCCAGAUCUGCUACGGCAUGUACGGCUUCAUGGACCUGGUCUGUGUCGGCCUGAUUGUCCAUGAGGGGGCAGCAGUGUACAAUGUCUUCAUGCGCUGGCGAGCUGUGAACCUCCACUGGGAUGUCCAGAGCUACGACAAGGCCAAGGACAUGGAGGAGACAAGCACCGGUCAGUCUUCGUUGGCCCCCAGGACGCUUUGGCUGCCUCUGGCCACCUUCGGCCCCAGCGGCCCCUUACACCCCACCCAGCUGGGCUCACAGCCAUGGACCUGCCUCUGUCUGGGGCCCUUCUGCCCUGGACUGGUGGCCCGGAACAACCUCAGCCAGGACACUGACUCAGGGGAGGUUGUGAUUCGUGUAACAUCGGUGUGAACACUAAGCGGUGUUUAUGCAGGAACAAAACAUCUGACGGAAACAACCUGAGCUACGCUGGGAACUUCACACAAUCGGAUUUUUGUUAGGAGGUUUUCUUGUUCCUAAAUGUUCUCCUAAUUGGUUCUAAAAAGUUCCUCUUGUCUGGGGCCGGUCCUCAAGCCAACCUUUAGGUGACUCAUAUGUUGUGUUGGUUCCUUUUUGUUUUCCUCUGUUAGUUUUGUGGACAUGAACCCUCACAUCCGCCUUUUCUUUUCUCAGACUAAUGUACAGCGUGGAACAGAAGGAAGAGAUGGAAAAGAUGAUCAGGUUUACAACUUCAUCUCGUGAUGGUUGACUGAGUUUUAAAGCACACUGGUCCAUAGAGCACCGUGUUCCCGAAAUUUAGCUUUACUGACUGAUUUUUACUGACUUAUUUGAAGCAUCCGUCUAUAUUGACUUUCUGAGAUACUUCUGCAUUGCUUAGCAUUGGAUAUUUGGGAUCCUUCAGAGAAAUCAGAGUAAAAGGUGAGAACUACCAACAUUAGCACAUGACAUAUACUACUGUUCAAAAGUUUGGGGUCAUACAGACAUUUCCAUGUUCUCCAUGAAAACUUCUACUUUUAUCCAUGUUCUAACAUAACUGCACAAGGGUUUUCUAACCAUCAAUGAGUCUUUCAACACCAUUAGCUAACACAAUGUAGCAUUAGAACACAGGAGUGAUGGUUGCUGGAAAUGUUCCUCUGUACCCCUAUGGAGAUAUUCCAUUAAAAAUCAGCUGUUUCCAGCUAGAAUGGUCAUUUAUCACAUUAACAAUGUCUACACUGGAUUUAUCAUUCAUUUCAUGUUAUCUUCAUUGAACAAAACUGCUUUUCUUUCAACAAUAAGGACAUUUCUAAGUGACCCCAAACUUUUGAACGGUAGUGCAAACGUAGCGUUAGGGCUGAAACUGUCAAUGCUACACAGAUGACAGGUUACUGUAAAUGUAUGAUGGGCUUCCAAGAAAAACUGCUAACAACUUGGUACUAAUUCAAGACAAACAGAGAACAGCUUUCAAUAAUAAUUUGGGCUAAAGUGGGGCAGUUACACUUAGGAUGCUAACAGUAGAGUAUUAGCAUGCUGACAUACUAAAAUUUUACUGUUAGCAUGUUAGCAUGCUACUAUUAGCACAUAGACAUGAUCACAGCAAGCUUUCAGACAUGCUAAUGUUCAGUGUAAUGUUUACUGUGCUGUUCCUAGCAUGCUAACAGUAAAAUGCUAACAUGCUAACAUACUGGCACUUUACUGUUAUCAUGUUAGCAUGCUACUAUUCACGAUUGGACAUGAUAACAGUUAGCAUUCAGACAUACUAAUGUUCAGCAUAAUGGUUAUUGUGCCAUUGCUAGCAUGAUAACAGUAAAAUGCCACAAUGCUAAUACUUUACUGUUAUCAUGUUAGCAUGCUAUUAUUGGCACAAAGACAUGAUCGCAGUUAGCAUUCAGACAUGCUAAAGUUCAGUGUAAUGGUAAGCAUGUUAAAAUGCUGGAUUUUAUUGUCAUUGUUAGCAUGUUAACACUGAAGGAGGUUGUUUUACUUUUAUUUUUUAACAGAGUGCUUUCUAAAAACUGCUAACCUGUGCAUUCAUGUCCUGAUUUAUGUUUUCUACAAAUAUGAUCUUUUGGUAAAUGGACAAACAGGACUCUCAAAUUAGCCAGAUAGCAACAGAGCACAAACAAACUGAUGUCAGCAAGAUACUGAGGUUUUAGGUUAACAAAACGAUGCAGCAAAUAUGAAUGUUUUUCUUUUUUAAUGUUCUAGUUAAAUGUUCCGUUUUAGCGCUGGUAUCGGCUGGCAUGUCGAUACGUGUUCAGCACCGCGGUGUUAGCUGGGUGACUGAUCCUCAGAUAUUUUGUGCCGGUAUAAACGCGGCUGUUGAAAUCGUGGUUUUCUGUCUGUAUACCAUUCUGUUGAGCUUCCGGGAGCCCUGUGGUGUUUGGGUCGUGGGGUUUUGGGGGGUUUGGGACUCUGUUCUCGACCCGGGUCAUUUGGGUCGUUUCAUUUUUUUGGUGCCUUAGGAGGCCGGGUGUCGACGUCGCAAUUCGCAGCACAGAAAUGACUUGAAUGUGACUUUUGCUGUUGGCUGCAUUUCUAUUUCUUUUGAAUGUAACAUGGAUGUAAUGUAUAAAGAAUAUUUAUAUACA
Messenger RNA from Acanthochromis polyacanthus (spiny chromis), 3819 nucleotides. RefSeq names its product membrane-associated ring finger (C3HC4) 11 (gene marchf11). Gene Ontology annotation, molecular function: zinc ion binding; ubiquitin-protein transferase activity. Bases 677 to 1660 code for a protein of 327 amino acids. Gene Ontology annotation, biological process: protein ubiquitination. The record is from RefSeq and is a predicted model, not a curated record. Lineage: Eukaryota; Metazoa; Chordata; Actinopteri; Pomacentridae. The transcript is spliced from 5 exons.